GUCAGCAAGCUCUGAAUUUCUGUUUCUUGGGCUUAACUUUGUGGCUUCCUCAGGAGGUCAGGACUAGACAUCUACUCACCUGAACACGGAAAAAGACAGCCACAUUCACACGGCUGCAUGAUGGCUCAAUCAAUGCUGUUCAUCGUCCUCUUCACAGGUGCAGCCGCACUCAGCGUCCUGCAGGACCCUCCAUCUCUUGACCUGCAGGAGGGUCAGACGGCCCUGAUGUUCUGUACCUUAGGAGAGCCGCAGAGCAACUGGGAUUCAGUAUAUUUUUCCUGGAGAGUGAAUUCCACCGCAAUCCAUCCCAGCUCCAGAGUGACCAUCACCUCCGGCCCCCGCUCCCUGUCCAGCUCUCUCCGCAUCUCCCCGGUCACAGCCAGGGACAGCGGGCUGUAUGAGUGUGAAAUAUGGGGAAUGAAUAAUUACAUAGUGGGGGAGCCUUACACUGGGAACGGCACUCGUCUCCUUGUCGCAGCGUACCCGGUAAUAACCCUGAUGAUGGAUAAAGAGAAGCAGCUCCUGAUCUGUGAGGCUCAGAGGUUUUACCCCCCGGAGCUGAACAUUUCCUGGAGUUUCUCCAACAUGGAAAAUCAGACGCAGGACACUCUGGUGGAGAACGCGGACGGCACCUACACCAAGAGGUCCACGGUGGGGAUAGCAGAUAUAAUGCGGGAGCGAGAGGUGACCUGCAGCCUGCAGCACAUCUCACUGACCGCUCCGCUCAAUGACACCCUGUAUGUGUCCGGUGCAGCCGCACUCAGGGUCCUGCAGGACCCUCCAUCUCUUGACCUGCGGGAGGGACAGACGGCCCUGAUGUUCUGUACCUUAGGAGGGCCGCAGAGAGACUGGGAUUCAGUAUAUUUUUACUGGAAAGUGAAUUCCACCGGAAUCCACCCCAGCUCCAGAGUGACCAUCACCUCCGGCCCCCGCUCCCUGUCCAGCUCUCUCCGCAUCUCCCCGGUCACAGCCAGGGACAGCGGGCUGUAUGAGUGUGAAAUACGGGCUCUGCAAAAUCACAUUCAAGAGUCCCGUACAGGGAACGGAACCCGACUCCUUGUCGCAGCGUUCCCGGUAAUAACCCUGAUGAUGGAUAAAGAGAAGCAGCUCCUGAUCUGUGAGGCUCAGAGGUUUUACCCCCCGGAGCUGAACAUUUCCUGGAGUUUCUCCAACAUGGAAAAUCAGACGCAGGACACUCUGGUGGAGAACGCGGACGGCACCUACACCAAGAGCUCCACGGUGGGGAUAGCAGAUAUAAUGCGGGAGCGAGAGGUGACCUGCAGCCUGCAGCACAUCUCACUGACCGCUCCGCUCAAUGACACCCUGUAUGUGUCCGGAAAGUUUUGGGUGCAGACAGAAACCCCGAUCUACACAGAGAGAGGGACACGUCUUCCUGUCACGGCGUUCCCGGUAAUAACCCUGAUGAUGGAUAAAGAGAAGCAGCUCCUGAUCUGUGAGGCUCAGAGGUUUUACCCCCCGGAGCUGAACAUUUCCUGGAGUUUCUCCAACACGAAAAAUCAGACGCAGGACACUCUGGUGGAGAACGCGGACGGCACCUACACCAAGAGGUCCACGGUGGGGAUAGCAGAUAUAAUGCGGGAGCGAGAGGUGACCUGCAGCCUGCAGCACAUCUCACUGACCGCUCCGCUCAAUGAGACCCUGUACGUGUCCGCCCACGGGUCGUCUCUGUAUCAGCAGCUGUUUCCAGUGAGAAUUUUGCUGACUCUGAUCCUCGUACUGAGUCCGUGUAUCUGCAACCUCUACAUUCACUGCGCCAUGUAACGGAGGACACGAUAUCCAAUGUCGGGAGCGCUUCACACGGAAAACCUUCCAUAACAGCCCCUCUUAUCAAUAAACAUUUCCUAAAUGCUUCCUCUCCCUGCCUUGUCUCACACCUCUUUUUCAUAUCUUUUGAU
Molecule: messenger RNA, 1916 nt
Organism: Spea bombifrons (plains spadefoot toad)
Lineage: Eukaryota; Metazoa; Chordata; Amphibia; Anura; Pelobatidae
Product: signal-regulatory protein gamma-like
Exons: 9
Coding region: 118-1782 (554 amino acids)
Source: RefSeq, a predicted model, not a curated record